GUUUUGGAGGACAGGGACAUGGUGAACCGGAUCAACACAUCUUUCUGGGACCUAAAGUUCCCAACAUCGGAGGAGCCAAACUCCAGCCCAUCAGCAGAUGAUACUGGGGAUGCCGACAUCGUGUUCGAAGACCUCAACCAUGAAAGCAUAGCCGCCAUAAUACCCGGGGAACUCGAGCUAGGGGAGGUCGAGUGCCUAUCCGACGGCAACCUCGAGCGGAUCACGAAGGAGAUCAAUGGGUUCUACGGCCUCUGCGACGAGCUGGACGUGGGGGCUCUCGAGGAAAAUUGGAUCAUGGGCGGGUCUUUGGAGGUCAUGUCUGCGUCGGAAGUGUCGAUGGCGCCUGCCGCCACCGACGGGAUCACUGAUGGUGCUGUCACUUUUAGCUUCGUUGAACCCUCUCGCUCAUCAUGCUUUACGGCUUGGAAGAGAUCGUUGGACUCAACAGAAGACGUGGAUACGUCCGUCGCCGGGGAGUCGCAGAAGUUGCUGAAGAAAGUUUUGGCCGGUGGCGCAUGGGCAAAUAAUGGUGGUGACGGCACCGCGAGAGCUCAGGAAAGUACCAACACAAAAAACCAUGUCAUUUCGGAGAGGAGACGCCGGGAGAAGCUCAAUGAGAUGUUUCUGAUUCUCAAGUCGUUGGUUCCGUCCAUUCACAAGGUGGACAAGGCAUCCAUCCUAGCUGAAACGAUAGCCUACCUCAGAGAGCUGGAGCAGAAGGUGGAGGAGCUAGAAUCCAACAGGGCGGCCGCAACAGCCGUCCGAAAACUCCAUGACGUCAGCGGGAAGAAGGUGUUAGCUGGUUCCAAGAGAAAGGCGUCGGAGCUCGGCGGGGACGACGCGGACAGGGUGCUCUCCAAGGAGGACGUCCCGAGCAACGUCGUCAACGUCACCGUGACGGAAAAAGAGGUGCUCCUGGAGGUGCAAUGCCGGUGGAAGGAGCUGCUCAUGACACAAGUGUUCGACGCCAUCAAGAGCCUCCGCCUGGACGUGCUCUCCGUGCGCGCGUCCACGCCCGACGGCCUCCUCGCUCUUAAGAUACGAGCUCAGUUUGCCGGCCCUGCCGCCGUGGAGCCCGGGAUGAUCAGCGAAGCGCUCCAGAGAGCCAUACGCAGGCGCUGAAAGGAAACGCUGCUGAAAGCAUGACACUGGCGCUGUAGAUUCGUAAAUCUGGUGGCUAUGUUCUUCAGACAUGACAAUUAUUUCUUUCGCUCCGAAACGCCUGUUGUAGUCGCCCGUUGGGCUUGAUAACGACGGGCUUACUAAGAAACGCCGUGGAGACGGGCGAGCAUUUUUUUUAUGUA
This is a messenger RNA of Triticum aestivum (bread wheat), 1304 nucleotides long. RefSeq names its product anthocyanin regulatory R-S protein. Gene Ontology annotation, molecular function: protein dimerization activity. The record is from RefSeq and is a predicted model, not a curated record. NCBI's taxonomy places the organism in Eukaryota, Viridiplantae, Streptophyta, Magnoliopsida, Poales, Poaceae.